GAUUUCUCAUUUUGAUUGGUUAGAAAUGAGUCCUUGACGUUCAGUCAUAAAAAAACAACACAUUUUGGAUGAUUUGGAACUAAACACACGUUUUAGUGAGUGACAAAUUCAUGCUGUUCAGAGCAGGAUCCAGGGAUGCAGUAGCUGGGAUAAGCAAUGAAAAUCCCCACCCCACAUAGUGACCAACCCAUCUUUGUUGCAAACAAUUUAUUCAAUACACAGCCACUGAGAUCGGAUGCAUCCAUGGAUAGAAACAAGAAGAUUGUAAAUGUAGGCCUAAAACGUCCGGUACCGCAAGGUGCCCGAACGUUUGGAGUCCCGCUUUCUGACCUCGUUAGUCGAGCACCCAAGGGAUACCGCGUGCCGUUCAUCGUGAAGAAGAUCUGCUCCCAUAUCCAACACCAUGGAAUUAAUGAGGAGGGCAUAUUCCGGCUGAGUGGAAGCCAUGCCACGAUGGAGAGGCUGAGGGCCCAGUUUGAUCUGCGCGGGGACGCCAGCCUUGAGGAGUGCGGGGACAUCAUGGCCAUCGCGGGCAUGCUCAAGGUGUUCCUAAGGGAGAUGCCAGAGGCCACCAUACCUGACAGAAUGACCGCUCAGUUCCUUGCCAUACAUGAAAGGUUCCCAAAGGACCCCAAGUCAUGCGUAACUCACCUGAAACCCUUGCUGAAGGAGCUGCCAGAUGAACACUACGAUCUCCUCAAGCACGUGAUACGCUUCCUGGCCAUUGUAGCGUGCAACGAGCAGGUCAACAAGAUGAGUCCCAUGGCCCUGGCCAUCGUGUUUGGACCCAAUCUGUUCAUGUCAGGCAAGGGAUUCAUGGCACUGAAAGACCAGGGCACCAUGAACCAGAUCAUUUACCGAUUCAUUGUGGACUACAACGCGCUGUUCAAGGAAGCUGACGAGGACCCUCCUAGCGUGUACUGGGAGAGGAAAAAGAACAAUAAAGUCCCUGACCGUCCUCCCCCACCCAAAUUGAGUAUCACCGAGCCCGAGGUAUCGAGCCCGAAACCCACACCUCUACCCAGGAAGACGAAGUUGAAGAGUUUCGAGGGAAACCAGGUGCCGGACAUAGAGGAACCAGACCACAGUGAGAGUUCCAUUUCCUCUAAGGGACGCAACUCUCACUCCCACAACAGCUUCAGUUUCAGUGAUGAAGAAAUGACUGGCAGAUUGUCUCCCUUUCAUUUGGAUAGUGAAAGUGGAUACAGUCUGGUAGAAUCUCCGGUGCCAUCUGCACGGACUUCAGAGUUCGUGGAUAAAGCCAUAAAAGCAACUGUGAUAGGCCACCUGUUUGGUGACGACACCUCUCUCUUGAAUGCCAGCAUCGACACCACAAUACAAGAGGAUCCGCUCAAAGCUGACGAAGGGCAUAUUGACCCAAAUCCUGAUCUCCAACUUACCCCAACUAAUGUUCCAUCAAGUGUGAAGUCUCGUGUGCAGGCAUUUGAAAACAACCAGUUGGAUGUGCCGAGCCAAACAUCCAAAGUUUUAAAGCCAAAGACCUCUUCAAAGCCCUCUGAAUUGUUUGAAGGCAAAGGCCCGGUAGUGUCUCAGUUACCAGUUGCAGCCAGUACUGGCAUUUCAGAUUCCAGGGAGAAGGGAAAAGAGCAAUUUGAGGCCGUCAAUCGGACCUCAGAUCCCCUGCAAAAUUUCAAGAGAUCAGCAGGUCCACAGAAUCGGCGCACACCGAGUCGGACUUUACGGCGUAACUCAUUCAGCGACACUGACGAGGAGGUGAUGGAUGCCCAGGAGGACGGCGUGGAACUAAUCUCGAACGGGCACGCGUCAGACCAUGGACAUCUCGAUCCGCGCAUGGACAGUGACACUGGACUCCUGGAGAAGCCGUCCCGUAUCGCUUUCUUGGACAUCCGGCACGAUAACACAAAUAUAAAUGAUAGGUCUCCUACCAUGAAUGCUAAGCCGUUUGUUCCACCGCUGGAUUUCUCAACGCUCCAUGAGAAUGUUGGUGGACAGGAUCCUAUUCUUGCACACAAGGCCCAGGCGGCCACCUAUCAAAGGGCUGCCAUGUUGGUUGUGCCGGAAACGCAAAACGAUAAGGAGGAUCAUGAAAACGAUGAACCGUCGCCACAUUCGAACAAAGUGAAGCGGAAGGCUGGCACGUCGGUUGACAACGAAGAUUUACCGUUUUCACAAGUGGAUCAGGCUUUGUACAAAUCCCACAGUCAUGGUAGUACUGAUGACGAGUUAACGUCAAAGAUGAAGGGUCAGAUGAGAAGAAUACAAGGCCUAAAAAAGAAAAUAAGACAGUUUGAAGAUGUAUUUGAAAAAGAACAUGGCUUUAAGCCAUCACAUGCAGAGAAGGCUUCCAAACCAGAAAUCAAGAAGUUUAUGGCAGAACUCAGUAGAGCAAGAAAGGAAGCAAAACGUCUCAAGGAGGAGGCUGAGAUGGGAUCCCGGUCUCGUCACGGCAGCGGUGCUUCCUCCACAGGGGAGAGAAUAGAGCCACCAGACUUACCUCCCUCGAUGGGUCAGACCCUGGACAUGAUACUCAAGAGGCUGCAUGAGAAACGCAAGGACUUCCAUCGGCCCGAGGACAUUGAGCUGAUGAACCAUGAGCAGGUUCAGGAGGAGAAACUUGCAGUACAGAAAGCCUUGCUGCAUUUCGAGGGCAUUCACGGACGACCGAAAUCCAGAGAUGAGAAGGACCUGAUGCGGCCACUGUACGAUCGGUACCGCACCAUCAAGCGUCUCCUGUCUCGACAACCCAUGUCUCCCAGAGGUAAUUUAGAGUUGCAACCUGUGCCAGAGGACCGACCAAUUGAUAUAAACUCAAAAUAUACUGACCGAUUCCUUGACGAGAAAUCCCCUAUUCACGUUCCAACGGCUGCGAUGGAUAACGAUGAUGAAGAUGAAGAGGCAGCACACGGCUUUGGAACGAUGGACUUUGCUGUCACGCGUGACCUGUCUUCCAUCCUCAAGACACGGCCGACCGCCGUGGAGAACCAGGGACCCCAUUCCCCGAAGGCACGACGGAAACUGGAGAUGCAGGAGAACAGCAAGAACAGUAACAACCAGUAUUCCGAUUCAAACCUUCACGAGUUAUCAGUGCCACAACUUCAAGAUGAGUUAAUAAAGUCUCGAAACACUAAAAAGCACCUUCGUAAAAAAUUGCGUGACUUUGAGGAAGGCUUUACCAGACAGACAGGAAGAAAGGUUGGACGGGAAGACAGAAUGCCUAUGCAAACAGAGUAUAAUGAAUAUAAGCAACUAAAAGCGCGACUGAAGCUGUUAGAAGCACUCAUGUCGAAGCAUCAGCACUCAGAAGUAUAGCAUUACGCCUGGACUUGAAGGACUAGUGAAGGCAGAUGUUUAUUAUUUGUUCCACUUGGGACACCAAGAUCAGUGAGGAAGAUAUUGUACCAAGAAGAAAAAUAGAGGACUGUAAUGACACCCUAGAAUAAGCUGCUGAAACAUUUGAUUGACAUUUGAGCUCACAGUUGUUACAUUUUGGGUGGGAAUUUAAACAUAAAACCCUUCAACAGUCGUGGCAUUUUAUAUGAAUAAUAAUGCCUGAAUUGUGUUUCCUUUGUGCUACAUACAUUGACAUUAACAUUAUUUGGAUCCUUAUAUACUUUGAUUCUGUCAGUGAAACAAUCUUUAACAUUUACACAUAUGAAUAGGUCCAUUUAAGCAACUGACAAGCUUAAUGUAACCAUAGGAAAUAAAUGUAAAGGGGAAAAGAACCACACGGAAAUAACUGUUAAGAUGAAUACAUCUAUAAUCAUCUGAAAGGACUGCUGAGAUGUAUAGGACCAGGUGAGAUAACUGUGAAGAUUUAUGGAAUCAUUGGAAACAACUGUUAGUUGUGCAGUGGUGAAUAACUGUAAAGAUGAAUAGAAUCAUGGGAAAUACCAACAAAGAUCAAUCUAACCAUUGUAAACAACUGAAACUAUGAAUAGAACCCUUGGAAUUUACUGUGAAGAUUAAUGGAACCAUUGGAUAACUGUAAAGAUGAAUAGAACCAUGGGAAAUACCAAUAAAGAUCAAUCAACCAUUAGAAACAACUGAAGCAAUUAAUAGAACCCUGGGAAUUAACCAUUGGAAAUACCAAUACAGGUAAAUGGAACCAUUAGAAACAACUGUAAAGAUGAGUAAACCAUGGGAAAUACCAUUACAGGUAUAUGGAACCAUUAGAAACAACUGUAAAAAUUAAUAGAACCAUGGACAAUAAUUGAAAAGAUUGAUGGAUCCAUUUGAAACAAUGGUACAUAUGAAUGCACACCUCAGAAAUACAUGCAUACAAUUACUUGCUGCAUUUUGCGUCAAUCCUUUGGCACGAGUUUUACAUGUCUUUGCAAUUAUUUUUAACCUUCAUGUUAUGUCUCAUCCAUUUUAACACUCUAGUUCAAGAAAUAUAAUAUUGAAAAAUAUUUUUAGUUAUUAGAUCUUUUUGCAGAUUAUAUAAUGAAAAGAAUACUUGAAGUAAUUCUUUUUGAAUAAAAAUGCUUGUUUCUGAAAUAUGCUGCUCAAUUUUAUUUGUAUUGUGUGCCAUUUCAGAUCUGUUAUAAUUUGAUACUAUUUGAUAUUUGAUACUAUUGAGUUUGUCAACAAGGUUUAUUAAAAGUCCUGUUUAAACUGGUGCAUAUAUUGCACUAGAGGGUAUUAAAGAAACAUAAAUUGUUUGUUAAUGUGCAGACAUUAAAAUAUUAGCAUAAGCAAAAAUGAAAAUAUUAGUUUUGAGAAAAUGAAACUUGAACACAUCACUUGAUUUGUAUAUAUUAAUUACAGUUUCAACUCAUCAUAUAGUACAUUAAUGUGCUUAUUUCAGAUUACUUAUAAUGGCCAAAUAUGUGCAUACCGGUUUUCGCCUUUUUAUUGUGAUUGCGUACAAGUUUGACUAUGUCUAGUCAACAAAUGAUGUCAAAUGGAGUUUAAAGGGACCUUUUCACGUUUUUGUAACUUGACAAAAGUGAAAAAUAUUGUUUCACAUUUGCACAUGUUCGUUGUUACGUUACGAUAUUUGCGAGGAAACAGUAAUGCAGAACAUUUACCAUGCUCUAAAAUAUCCAUCAUAUGCAUCUUUUGACGAUUAAAAAACCUGAAAAUUAUAAAACCUAAUAAACAGGAAACAAUUGUAUAAUUUGGAUAUUUUUAUUGUUAUCGUUAUAUUUUGUGACAUGACAAGGAUUUCGUAGAUAAGGUAUAAAAUACACCAUCUAGUAUGUAAGCACGGAUGGCCAAGUGGUAUACGCGCUAGACUUUCUCUCCAAGGGUCAGUGGUUUGAGCCCAGUUAUGGAUAUUUUUCUUUCUUUAAUUUUAUGCUUGUUUUAUACUGGAUAUAUUUAGUUCCAAUGUUUACAUUUAUCAAUUUAUAGCAUUUAAUGACAAACUUCAAAACAUGCCAAAAUCUAUGAAAAGUUCCCUUUAAAAUGUGAAGUGACAAAAUGUUUGCAGCUGACUGACACAUUUUUGCACUCACUAGUUCAUCUUUUUCACCAUUAUUUGUGAUUAAUGAAUGUGACUUUUGAGAAAAAUUUGCUGUGUUUGUACAAAAGAACAUACAAUUUUGCAGAUGAUCUUCACAAAGUGUUAUAUUUCUUGUACAAGGCACAGUUCGGAUGUGGAAAUUUAUUUGCUAACAUUAUUAUGUUUUGCACUUGCCAAAGUUAUAUUGUUUGUUGACAGAAAUAUUUGUAUGUUGUUGCACACAUAGGCUUACAUCAAUUUAUGUACCAUGUUUUGAAGUCCCAAGUGAGUAUAUCAGACUUCCAUUCAGCAAGUCUCCCAGUCUUAAAGACUAUCACUAUGUUAGCCCAAGAAAGUUUCUGUGAAUGACUAUACCUGUACAUAAGCUAUAAAAUCACAAGUCUACCAAUACAUAAGUUUGUCACUACAUAAGUGAACCAGUUUAUAAUUUUGUAUUCAUAAGGUCCACCAGUCUAUUAAAUAAACAGGGCUACCAGUCUAUUAACUCUUGCAGUCCUCUAUUGCACCACUUCAUAAGAAUAUAGCUCUUAAUGCUGGGAGUAAAGAAAUUAUCCCUCCAUAAGUCAUCUAGUUUAUAAGUUUAUAAUGUUUCUCAACAACAAAUCUAGUUUUACAUUGCACUAGUCUUUCAAGAACUCUACCUGUCAACCAAUCUGUAUGUCACAACGGUGUGUUACAAUAUUUGUUUUUCAUACUAUUUUGAUAAAAUAUAGAUGAUAGCUUAGUAACAAAAGCAGGCUCAAUUUAUCUGUACAUGUGUUUGUUUCUUAAAUUAAUCAAAUGGGAUUUGGUUCUAGUUUUGCACACAAACUAGUUUUAUAGUAGAUUUGUUAUUUCUAUUGGUGGAUGGUUCCGUGGUCGAUAUUGUUAUUUUGGUGGAUCUUGGAAAAUAGUGAAUUCCCAACAUAAGUAACAUGGAUAUGUUUGAUAUUAGUGAUUAUGAACAUGUUUUAUGAUAAUCAUAAAACUAGUUGUUGACUUGUUAAGUUUAAAACAGUUCAAAGUUUAUUUAUAAUUUCUUUGCACAUAUGAAGUGAGCAUGCUUGUUUAGGCACUUGCACAUACCCAUGACCUUCAUUUUUACUGUUUCAUUAUUUACCGGUAUAUUGCUUUUAUUUUGUGGAAACGAAACACACACAAAUAAGAAUACUAAUAUAUAUUAAUUAAGUUGUAAAACUGUUAAAAUACUAUUGUUUUUGCAACCUUAACAAAUUUUGAUUGAUUGGAAAUGUAUAAGGUGUCUUGUGAAAAUUACCACAUUUGUUUGAUAUUAUUUUUCGCCAUCAUGUUGCUAUAUUCAUUGCAAGAGUAUUGAAUUCUUAAAAAUAUUAAUUACCAAGAGAAAACUUAAAAAAUAUUAUGAAUGUAUUAAAUUAAGCUAAACCAUAUCACACUUACGACAUGUGUCAAUGCUUAAAAACAGUAAAAUCAUAUAUUGAAUUGAAGGAACAUUUUGUCUUUAAAAAAGGUAAUACAAUUUCACUCUGUUCUAGGGAUAUAUGUAAUCUAAAAUGUGUUGUUUUACAAGAUUUCAUAACAUUUGAUCUUGUUUAAGUUAAAUAACUUGUUUCAAAUAGUGCUGAUGUAUUGCCAAAUGAAAUGUUCAAUUGUUCAAACAUAAAUUGAUAAAUUAUUUAUAACAUUCGCAAGAAAAUAUGUUUGCCAUGAAUUUUGUAUACUAAAUACAUGCACCAAAAUUUAACCACAGUCAAGGAAAUAGUUCAAGACAUUCUUGUAUAUGGUCUUAAUGAUAUAUAAUAUUAAACAUGUAUAUGUUAAUAUCAGUAUUUCAAAUUAUUUUUUGUAAACGUUCUUGCAUUUUGUUGUGUCUGUUCAAUUUCGACAAAGUGAGGUUCAAACUCUUUUAAACCAGCCUUUGUUAAUGGAAAACGAUGUUCAUGUAUGGUUGGCGAAUACUUUAUAGGUUUAUAUUAUUUAAAGCUUUUAUAUAUACAAUCGAUGCCCAGUAUGUCUAUUUUUCUGUGAACAAUUAUGUUGAGUAAUAAAACGUAAAUAUUA
Molecule: messenger RNA, 7468 nt
Organism: Dreissena polymorpha
Lineage: Eukaryota; Metazoa; Mollusca; Bivalvia; Myida; Dreissenidae
Product: protein FAM13B-like
Exons: 27
Coding region: 157-3291 (1044 amino acids)
Biological process (GO): signal transduction
Source: RefSeq, a predicted model, not a curated record